Molecule: messenger RNA, 1989 nt
Organism: Panicum hallii
Lineage: Eukaryota; Viridiplantae; Streptophyta; Magnoliopsida; Poales; Poaceae
Exons: 3
Coding region: 93-1628 (511 amino acids)
Source: RefSeq, a predicted model, not a curated record
AAAAGCGGCUGAUUGAACCGGACCGACCCGACCCAGCCCCAACCCCAACCCACCUGCCCCCCUUUCCGCCUCGCCGCCGGCGAUCGCCGCAGAUGUCAUGGCUCGCCCGCUCCCUCGCCACAUCCCUCAACAUCCCCGACGAUUCCGGCGCCGACGAUGACCCCGACGCCGACGCCGCGGCCUACCCCACCCCUUCCCCCUCCGCGCGCAUCCCGCCGCCGCCGCCGCCGGUACCUCCUCACCCGCCGCAUUCGGCGGCGGCGGAUGGCGUCAAGGAGGACCUCACGGAGCUGUCCAAAACCCUUACCCGCCAGUUCUGGGGCGUCGCCAACUUCCUCGCGCCACCGCCCGGAGAGACCUCGCCGUCGCCAUCACCCUCCCCUCAGUCGGCGGGGGGUCAAUCCGGCGAUGCGGGGACGCCGCCUGAGAUCGCCGGGAUCCGGAACGACUUCGCGGAGAUUGGCGGGAGGUUCAGGAGCGGGAUCUCCCGGAUCUCGAGUCACAAGGCCGUGACUGGGUUCUCUAAGAUGGCCUCCAAUUUCUUCGCUCCUGAAGACGACGAGGAGAGCGAGUGGGAGAAAGAGCGGAGACGACCGAUUAGGUAUGAGGUGGGAGAGGAGGCCGUAAGGCAUGAUGUGGAGGGCGACGAGGAGUGGCAUCAGUGGGAGGAGAGGGUAAGACUUGAGGUGGAGGAUGACCGGUUAGGGCAUCAGUUGGAGAUGGAGAGAGUAAAUCACGAAGAGGAUGGCGAAUUGGAGGCGCAGAGAGUGAGGCAUGAGGAGGGUGGUGAAUUCAGGGAGCAGAGAGUAAGGCAUGAGGAGGAUGGUGAAUUGGAGGAGCAAAGAGUAAGGCACGAGGAGGAGGAGCUGGAGGAGGACUGGGAUGUGAUUGGGAUCACUGAGGAGGUGCUUGCAUUCGCCACAAACAUUGCCAGGCACCCAGAAACUUGGCUUGACUUCCCGCUGCUGCCUGAUGACGAUGAGUCUGAUGGACCAUUCUCAUAUUUUGACAUGUCUGAUGCUCAACAAGAGCAUGCCUUCACUAUUGAGCAUCUUGCCCCCAGAUUAGCAGCUUUGCGGAUUGAACUUUGCCCGAUCCAUAUGAGCGAAGAAUGUUUUUGGAAGAUUUACUUUGUUCUUCUACAUCCUAGACUGAACAAGCAUGAUGCCGAACUUCUAUCUACACCGCAGUUCUUGUUCUUGCAGAUUGUGGAAGCUAGAGCAAUGCUUAUGCAACGCCUGCAAUACCAGUCGAAACUUGAAAGUGAGCAGCUAGGUCAUCAUAAGGAUGAUCUUGGAGUUCAGUUUCGAGAGGACACCUUGAAAGAUGGUACAGAGGCAUUCCCAUUCGUGCGGCAGGAAACUGCUUCUUACAUGCCCAUAACAGAAAUUGAGGUUGAGAAGCACCCCAUCCAAGUAACAGAAGUUGCAGUAGUGGAUAAAUCGGUCAUCAAAGAGGAGCUGCCCAAGGAUCAUACCGAGACCUCAAAUGUUUUGCAAGAUGCCUUUGAUGACGACAUAGAUGAUUGGUUCGAUGAAGAGGCUGAUCUUGCUGGGCACCCAACUAUCCACAUAGGUGACGAGGAAGAUGUCUCUUUUAGUGACUUGGAAGAGGAUGAUGUGAAAUGAUUUAUUUGCAAGCGAGCCUUUGACCUUUUGUAUUGGACUAAAGAAAACCUGUGUAUUGGAAACUGGACUUCUCCGAUGUACAAGAAAAUGGAGAGGUGAAAGUUGCCCGUGAAAAGAAUAGGGCUUACGAUCAAAAGUGAGCGGCUUUGUUUUGCUUCCAAGCUGCCGGGGGUGAACGCACUGUCGUCUUACUACUGCUCGUGAUGUGGUGGUUCACCAGCAUUACGGUUUGUAAUUUUAUUCAUACUCUUGUGUACAUAAGCAUUCGUGAUGUUAAAGUUCAGAACAAUAAAGUUCCAUUCGUUGGUUGUUGCUCAAAGAAUUGCACAUAUAUAAUAUAAAAGAGCAGAAUGAUCAUCAA